Molecule: messenger RNA, 549 nt
Organism: Funneliformis mosseae
Lineage: Eukaryota; Fungi; Glomeromycota; Glomeromycetes; Glomerales; Glomeraceae
Source: the annotation of a GenBank genome assembly
AUGUUUAAAAAAUUUAACAUUAAAGAAGAUAUAGCGACUCAAUCCUUAGUAAAAACGUCAGUUCAAAGAAAUAUUCGUGCUAAAAUUUUAGGACAAUAUAAUAAAUUAGAAUCUGUAAUUGAAGAAGUACUGCCAAAAAAAUCCUCAUUAGCCUUAGUAAAAUGUCAUGAACAUAUUAAUUUACUCACAGUCAAUAAUGAAAUAUUAUUUUUUCAACAUUUUGAUGGACCUUAUUAUCCAACUUUAAGAUUGCUUCAUAAAUAUCCUGAUGCUUUUCCGAAAUUGCAGGUAGACAAAGGAGCAAUAAAAUUUAUUUUAUCAGGAGCAAAUAUUAUGUGUCCGGGACUUACAAGUAAGGGCGCAAGAAUGGAUGAAGAUUUGCCUGCUAAUACAGUUGUUGGAGUAUUUGCCGAAGGCAAAGAACAUGCUCUUGCUAUUGGUUUAACUAAAAAGUCAACUCAAGACAUUAAAAACAUUAAUAGGGACAUCGGAGUUGAAAAUGUUCAUUAUUUAAAUGAUUCAUUAUGGAAAAGUACUAUUGAGAUAUAA